Ziziphus jujuba (common jujube) is the source of this 1366-nucleotide messenger RNA. Its product is annotated as WD repeat-containing protein 55. Lineage: Eukaryota; Viridiplantae; Streptophyta; Magnoliopsida; Rosales; Rhamnaceae. The record is from RefSeq and is a predicted model, not a curated record. The transcript is spliced from 15 exons. Bases 133 to 1188 code for a protein of 351 amino acids. Gene Ontology annotation, molecular function: protein binding.
CCCAGUAAUGGGAUGUAGUCAGCUAAAAGGAGUCGCUUAAACCUCUCAUCUGCAGUUGAAAUCUCAAGCGAGCAGAGUGAGGCGGCCAUCGGCUGCGGCGAAGAAGAAGAAGAAGAAGAAGAAGAGGAAAAAAUGGAGGUGAAUUUGGGGAAGCUUGCGUUCGACAUAGAUUUUCAUCCAUCGGAGCACCUGAUUAGUGCGGGGCUCAUCAAUGGCGACCUUCUUCUAUACCGAUACAGUGCUGAUUCAUUGCCUCAGAGGCUUUUGGAAGUCCAUGUCCACACUGAAUCUUGCAGAGCCGUUCGAUUCAUCAACAAUGGUCGUGCAAUUGUGACGGGUUCUCCAGACUGCUCAAUUCUUGCAACAGAUGUGGAAACUGGUUCUGCUAUUGCACGUCUUGAAGAUGCUCAUGGGGAUGCAGUCAACAGAAUAAUCAACUUGACAGAGUCUACCAUAGCUUCUGGAGAUGAUGGGGGUUGCAUUAAGGUCUGGGAUACAAGACAGCGUUCUUGCUGUAAUACUUUUCAAGCUCACGAAGAUUAUAUUUCAGAUAUGACCCUUGCAUCUGAUUCCAUGAAGCUGGUGGGAACAAGUGGAGAUGGGACUCUAUCUGUUUGCAAUCUUCGAAGAAAUAAGAUCCAAGCUCAAUCUGAGUAUUCAGAAGAUGAGCUACUCUCAGUUGUUAUCAUGAAGAAUGGUCGCAAAGUUGUUUGUGGAUCACAAUCUGGAACUUUAUUACUAUAUUCAUGGGGACAUUUUAAUGAUUGCAGUGAUCGCUUUAUUGAUCUCUCUCCAAACUGUGUUGAUGCUUUGCUGAAGCUUGAUGAAGAUAGGAUUAUAACUGGAUCUGAGAAUGGACUCAUUAGCCUGGUAGGCAUAUUACCCAACAGAAUUAUUCAACCAAUUGCAGAGCAUUCAGAGUAUCCUGUCGAGCGCCUUGCUUUUUCCCAUGAUAAAAAGUUUCUGGGCAGCAUAGCACAUGAUCAAAUGUUGAAGAUAUGGGAUUUGGAUGAUUUAUUGCAAGAUUCUGGUCGCACUCUAAAGAGGCAAACUGCUGUAGAAGACAGUGAUAGUGAUGGAAUGGAUUUGGAUAUCAAUACUCCAAAAUCAAAUAAAGGGACGAAAAGACAAAGUGCAAGCAAGGGACUUGGACUUAAUAGUUCAAAUGAUUUUUUCGCAGAUUUAUAGAGAUGGUGGAACAUGUAUAUCAUAUUUAUUUUCUAUCACUGGAAUUGCGUCCAGUGUUUGUUGAUCUUAUGUCAAGAGCAUUGCAAAAUCAAUUUUGUUAUCUAUAUUCUCUCUUUGAUUGUUUUAAUUUGGAAGAGAUAUAUCAAACUUAAUAUAAUUUCGUUUUCUUUUUGGUCAA